Molecule: messenger RNA, 303 nt
Organism: Echinococcus granulosus
Lineage: Eukaryota; Metazoa; Platyhelminthes; Cestoda; Cyclophyllidea; Taeniidae
Exons: 3
Coding region: 1-303 (100 amino acids)
Source: RefSeq, a predicted model, not a curated record
AUGCGGGCUAGGAAGAAGGUGAACGAGUUGGUCAGGGUCUACAUCAUCAUUGUUAUAGAAACCCUUGUCCUCCUAAUUACUGUCUACUGUCUUAAACUCCUCGAAUUCCAGCAAAUUCCCAAUGGCCAUCCCCGCGGUUAUGCCAACUGUGACCCGAGAAUUCACCCACUGAAUAUCAGGAUUGUGAAAUCAACAAUGAAUAAACGAAGUCUCCAUCGACUGAUCAGAGACGAUAGACAAGCCCGCGGUGUUCAUGACAACAUUAGACCCAAAUUGAACACUGAGCAUUUGGAUAGCGCUUGA